GAAAAUAUUAUAGUUUUCGGUAAACGUUACCAGUAUUUCGAUAAUAAUUACAAAAAUUCCGGUAAAAGGUAUUUGGAGUUUAUAUAAAACAACUAAACUUAUAUGGUUAUAUUUCUGAAUAAACAUUUGCCUUUAUUAAUGAUGUGUAUGAUAAUCCAUGUUGCGGCCGCCACUAUAUUAAUUUCCAUUCCGGUAGUAGUGUCGUUCUGCUCUGGAAGAAACGGAAAUGCAAGUAAAAAAAAGGGAAAAAGGCGCGGAUGUUCGGUGAUUGGGACAUUCCAGCUGCUGUGCACUUUUGCUCCAGCUGGACGAAUCCUAUUGCAGCAAGUGUGACGACUUUGCUAAUUUUAGUGAGGGUGAUGGGGCACCAUUAACUAUUUCAUACUCACCAUCAAUUUGACGCUAAAAUAAACAAAUUCACAAACAAUUCCACGCACUCGAACCGACGAACAUGGCGACCUUUGCUUACAAAAUUAUUUGGCGGACGGCUUCUCAAGCACACGGUUGCAAAAGCGAGAAGAGGAAUGAGAAAUACUGCCAUCGAAUUUUGACGUUUGUCUUGAAAGAGACGAUAUUUUCAGUUUUACUUUACAGUUUUCGGCGUUUUUUACCGAAAAUAUAUUGCAAAAUGAUUUGUUUACAUAUAAAUUAUCGAGCUUCGGUAAUUCUAGAUAUGAAUUAAUGAAGAUCUGUAAAAAUAGACGUCAGUUUAUUGAAUUACCGAAAAUUUUCGAAUUACAGAACUGUUUCUGUAAAAUAAAUUACCGAACUCGGUAAUUUUCCUUUACUGUGUAUACUUACAAAACAACAUUAAGUUGAAAACAAUUAGUACUGCCAGAAAUUUACGUUGUAGUUUUCACAACUGCAAUACACGUUUUGUUUUUGCUCGCAACUGCUCAAACGACUGCUUGCUGCUAGACAUCCCGCUCGCGUUCUUGGAAAAGAAAAUAAAAAAACGAGAUGGCUGGCCGGCCGGACAGAUAUUUGUUGCUUUUCUUUGGCGGAAGCGAGAUGCAAUAGUUUAUCACGGCUGUGAGAGUGAGACGAGGUUUGACGUUGGUUUUGACAGCGGCACAUGACGGCAGGAAUGUUUUACAGAUUUUUUCGGCGUUUUUUUACCGAAAAAUGAUGACAAACCGAUUUGUUUACACAAAAUAAACGAGCUUCGUAAAAUCAAGAAUCGAUUCACCGAACUCGGUAAAAAUAAGAUGUCAAAUUGAUCAAUUACCGAAAAUUUUCGAAUUACAGAACUGGUUCUGUAAAAUAAAUUACCGAAUUCGGUAAUUUUCAUUUACUGUGUAGAUCGCAGGUUAGGUUUUGGGAGUCAUGUCAAGCAAACUCAGAAAAAAAUACAAGAAAGAAUUCAAAUGAUGAAAAUUAUUAGUGGCAUCCGUGGAGGAGGACACCCUACAACAAUGGCAAUAAUAUUCAAUGCACUCCUUCGUAGUUCAGCUGAAUACGGAGCUUCUAUAGUUGGUAAUGCGAGCAAGACAAACAAAGAGAAAUUACAAAUCACUCUUAACGAUGCUAUGCGUCGAGCUACGGGCUGUAGUAGGACUACACCCAGAAACACACUGCUGGCCAUUGCUGCUCAAGAGCCGUGGCAAUUCAGAAGUGACUAUGUAACAUGUAAAGAAACGGCUAGAGUGGUACAUUACAGAAAUCCAGUCUAUAAACAACUAAGAAAAGUUACUGAAACCCAAAGUGACUCCAGAAAACUCAGCUACAUGGAGAAAUUGUACUCAGAACACCAAGAAAUUUUUAAUAACAUUAGUCCUAUGGUUAGAACGACAAUUACGGAUGUACACAUAGCUACGGGAAUAGGAAUUCGUUGCACGAAGGCAAAUACAAAUCCUCGUGUGCUGAAACAAGCUGUUCUAGGUAUCCUCAGCAGCCAAUACAUUCAUUCUCAUCGAGUAUAUACCGAUGCUUCCAAAAUGGGCGAAAGAUGCGGAAUUGGAAUAUACUUAGAAUCAACUAAACGUAAAAUCGCUUUGACUCUCAACACAGAAACAUGCAUCAUGACUGCAGAGCUGAUAGCAAUUUAUACCGCAACCCAGGAAAUAAAACAAUCUCAGAUGAGCAAAUCCGUGAUAAUUACGGACUCGCUAUCAUCGUGCACAUUGCUUCAGAACAAUCUCAAUCUGACGAACCGCAGCAAGAUAAUAGACGAUAUACUGAAAGCUUGCAAGGAACUGAACAUACAGAUCCAGUGGAUCCCCAGUCAUAUUGACAUUCUGGGAAAUGACAUAGCAGACGAAUUAGCUAAGAUGGGAGCUGAAUCAAAUGACAUAGACAAAUUGUUCAAUACAAUUUUGCUGAGAGAUUCCUACCUAUACUUCAAAAAAAUCAAACAAGCGCGAACAAACUCUUGGUACAAAAAGUAUGAAGAAGAAAACGCGAAAGGACUCAAGUUCUACAACAUACAAUCAGAAUUUUGUGAAAAACCAUGGUAUCAUAAAUUAGGAUUGACUAAUUCCACAACUCGAACCAUCAACCGAUUAAUGGCAGGACACGAUUACAGCAAAUACUGGCUACAUAAAAUGAAACUAGUAGAUGACCCAUUUUGUGAAAUCUGUGACCAGCUUGAAACCGCCGAACACAUAAUCCUCCACUGCAACCGAUACAACGAUAUUCGAUCGAAAUUUAGCUUUGUCCAUAAAUUCCAAUCUAUUGUAGACCUACUUAAGACAAAAAACACUUUGCACUUUGAAGAAAUUAUUGAAUUCCUAAAACAAUCUAAAAUGAAAUUAUAAAGAAACUAUUAGCAUCAAAUACCUACCUAUACCUUUGAAAAAGAAAAUACCGCUACGACCCCAACACAACAAGUCACCUUGAGAAAACCGAUGGAUAUAUGGUCACCGUUACCAAUCCAACAGUGGAAAAUGAUCGAGUUUUCCACAAGUAGACGAAGAAGAAGAAGAAGAAGAUAUUAAUAUGAUCACAUAUGAUGUAGUCGGUAAUUGCAAUUAUGCGGUGCUCUUUAAGGAUCGAUCUAGCCGGAUUUCUUUUCCAACGCUACGGAAACUCUCCGGUGAUGAAAAUUUCGACAGCCAACGGGGUACUGUGUACACACAAAACUUUCGAGGCUCCACUUAGCAAAAAUUAGCUGUUACUUUCCGUUAGCAAAAAUUUUUUUUUACUCUCGAGUUAGCACUUUCCCAAAUUGUCAUGACUUUUGCUCAAUUUGAGUAAAAAAAAACCCAUUGCUACUGAAUUCAGUAUUUACAGUAGCAUGGACUCAAACUAUCAGGUGCUUUUAGUCUGAGCUCGAACCACGGUCGUUUUUGUUUUGUUUUCUUUUCUGGACUCCAAUGCAUUUCAUUUUGCCGGUCGCGAUUUUGGAGCGGAAAAUAUUGUUAUUCGUGUUUUUUGAAGGUUCAAAUUGUGUCCGGGUCCGAUAAGUUGCGACUCCCAACGGUUUUGGCGACUUUUAAAAGUUUGAUAGGUGUAGCCACCAGGAUUCCUCGAGUGGCUCAACUUCCUGUGGUUAACCAGCAGUGCCGGAUGUGCUAUUUCGCCAGACUUCCGGAAGCGGUGUUCCGCUUCAGAAAAGUUUUAGGAAAAGCCCUAGAGAGUUUUCAUAAAAGUAUCAGCAAAAGGAACUGCACCAGGGAAUAUUAUAAUGGAAUGGAAGUGGCAUCCAGUAUCCCUCCUGCGCAAAUGUCAUCGAGUGGGGUUCUUGCAGGCGAAAAACACAGAGCUGCCCGAAUGAGGAAGGAUUUUCUCGGUAAGUGUAUUCUAGUUGAAAGAAUGUAAAGUAAAAGUUCUGAAAAAAGUCUGAAAAUUAGACAUGUACAUAUUUUUCUUUCAAACUAAUUUUAAAAUAUUGAAAUAAAUAAAAAAAAAUAUUUCAAACUUCCAGGCUUGAUAGCUGUUAUCCUUGUAAGUUGGCUCAAUGUCAUCCUUAUCCAGAUCGGCAGCAGGGAUCCGGAUUUAACAUUUUAGCCCCUUGGUUGAACCUUGCCAAAUGAAGUUCAAUGACAGGAGAUUUUUUUUUUCAAAUUGCACGAUGAUGAGCUGCUUGGCCUGGCAAACUAACUGUUGGAACAUUGUCCCACCCGUGGGGGGCCAAAAUAUGUGCAUUUAUUGAGGAUUAUGGUUAAGCUUCCUAGUUAUGAAGUGAAAACUGAAAGGUAUGGUUUUUUCACAAAUUUCUUAUUUUUUCAUAUACUUUUAGAGAAAUAAGUCCGUAUAAUAUUAAUUACAUAUGUAUAUAAAAUUUUAAAGGAACUUGAUUAUUUUGUUUUUCAGGUUUUGGCGAUGCUGAUAUUUCCAAGAUCAUAUAGUGAUGAUCAAAAUGAUACUGAAAGGCUUGGAAGCGCGAUGUUGGAGGAAGUUGAACAACUUGCAAAGUUGGACUUAUUGGUAAUUAACUAUUUCAACACAUGAUUAUGUUUUAUAAUCUGAUUGAACUUCAUUUUAUUUUUUUUUCCAGGAAUUCAUCUGUCAUCAACCGGCUAGCUUGACAAUUCUUAUAACACUCUUACAAGAUGAUGGGCGGCAAUAAAACUUCCAAAGAAAAAAGAUUUUAUUCGCGACUGAUAUCCAAAAUAAAACAGGAAAUUGAUAAGAACCAAUCCUCAAUAAUUUUUUUCAUUAGAAAUAGAAAACCCAUAAAUUUAAUAUAAUGAAUCUUUAAUUUUACUCAAAUUCUAGCAAACGUGAGAAAAAUAAAUUUUGCUAAAAUUUAAGCAAACAAAGGGUUUUGUUUGCUUGAAAAUUAGUAAACAUUCAGUCAGGACACAUUUUGCUAUUUUGCUAAAAGUUUAGUAAAAAAAAUUUGCUAAAUUGAUUGCUAAGUUUUUAGCUGGUCAAAUUUGAGCAAAAUUUUGCUAAUUUUCGGCCUCAGAAAUUUUGUGUGUAGGCAGUUUUUGAUGCUGCGUUCCCGCAUGGAACAGUAUCAUACAAUAACGAUCCUCAUUAUCUUCUACCCAAGACACCCAAAAGAUUCCCCUUAUAGUUUUCGGAUUAUUAAUGAACGAUUAGACUAAUCGUUUUUUCAUCAAAUGGAAUCGUUUAGACACAAAUAACGAUACAGGGAACGGGUUGUUAAGUAAAAAAACGAUUCAUUUUUUUGCUUUUUUCUAGAGAGAUUUUUCUAGAAAAUUUAGCAAAAUGAUAGAUGUAAUCGUUGUUAAAUCAUCCAUUUCAACUUUUAAGAACGAUACUAUGUAUCUUUCAAAGAUCUUUUUACGAUUUGUAGAGCAAAAUAAAUCGAUUUGUGUUAAAAUUAAUUAAAUUUUAUUUCAUUUCUUAAAGAAUGGCGUUUGAUAAUCACAUUAUUUCACCGUGGCAGGCCCUUUUUUCGCAGGUCCUAAUUCUGCGCAUUUUGUUAUACUAAAAUAUUUUGCUGGAUUUGAUACAGAAAAACCCGAAUAGCAAAGACCAUGGUAUUAAUAUAACAGAACUGUGAUUUUCAAUUUCACAAUAAACUUCAUCCUUAUUUCAAGAUCCUUAACAACCUCCUUAAAUUUUGAAACUACCAUGGUUUUUAAAGUUACUGCGAAAUGUAUUGUUAAUCCAUAAUGUUCCACAGUUGUCGAAUGUGUCAGAAACAAGGGUAUCACAGCGAUUAUCUUAUGAUUUUUGUUGUUACAGUGAACUUUAUGGUAAAAAGAUAUUCCAAACCAUUCGAAUAUUGGUAAACUUUUGCUUUUUUAACCUAUUUCCUAUUUUUCGUGUAAUCGUUUCUCGGCCUGACGGCUAAAAUAA
Molecule: messenger RNA, 5715 nt
Organism: Uranotaenia lowii
Lineage: Eukaryota; Metazoa; Arthropoda; Insecta; Diptera; Culicidae
Exons: 2
Coding region: 1368-2756 (462 amino acids)
Biological process (GO): DNA replication, removal of RNA primer
Molecular function (GO): nucleic acid binding; RNA-DNA hybrid ribonuclease activity
Source: RefSeq, a predicted model, not a curated record